AUGGAGUUUGCGAACUUCAGUCUCUAUCUUAACUCGAAGUGGGUAUCCACGGUGGCGAGCAUAUGGAUUCAGUGCACCAGCGGGUCACUUUAUACUUUCUCCAUCUACUCUCAAACUCUAAAGUCCACUCAGCACUAUGAUCAAUCAACCCUCGACCUUGUCUCCGUCUCCAAAGACAUCGGAAUUAACGCCGGCGUCGUCUCCGGCCUCCUCUACGACUUCCUUGCUCGAACAACCACAACAGGGCCCUGGAUCGUCCACUUUUUGGGCUCGGCCCAAUGCUUCUUGGGCUAUUUUCUCAUGUGGGCCGCUGUGGCCGGCCUCUUCCCGCCCGUCCCCGUCCCCGUCAUGUGCCUCUUCAUGUUCGUGGCAGCUCACGCGCAGAGCUUCUUCAACACCUCAAACGUCGUCACCGGCGUGCAUAAUUUUCCGCACAACACCGGAACCAUUGUCGGCAUUUUGAAGGGAUUUCUUGGUCUAAGUGGAGCAAUAUUAAUUCAAGUGUACAGAACAAUAUUCAACAACAAGCCUAUGUCAUAUCUUCUGAUGCUAGCACUCUUACCACCUCUAAAUACUUUGCUGCUUAUGUGGUUUGUAAGAAUCCACAGCACUCGUGAGGAUGAAGAAAGGAAGUAUUUAAAUAUAUUUUCUUUGAUGGCUCUGGUUGUUGCUGCAUACCUUAUGGUUGAUAUAAUCCUAGGGAACAUAUUUAGUCUGCAACCAUUGGUGCGCAUUGUUAUAUUUGUUGGUCUUUUGUUGUUGCUAGCCUCACUUAUCUGCAUUGCAUUUAAAGCACAUGAAAAGAGCUAUGGUAGAAGAAGUUCAGAAAACUUGCUGGAUGAGAGGUCACAACUAAUUGCGGAGCCAAGCCCCCUGGAUACUACUGAAAAGCUGGAUGCAAUGCAAGAUUCUUCGAACAGUCAAAGGACUAAUUUGCAACUAGGAGAAAACAUGAAUAUUUUCCAAGCAGUGAAAACUGUGAACUUUUGGAUUUUGUUUAUUUCUAUUGCUUGUGGUAUGGGAUCAGGACUUGCAACUGUUAAUAAUUUGGGCCAAAUAGGGGAAUCUCUUGGUUAUACUAGCCAUGAGACUAGUUCCUUAGUUUCUCUGUGGAGCAUCUGGAAUUUUCUUGGUCGCUUUGGAGCUGGUUAUAUGUCAGAUUAUUAUUUGCACACAAGAGGAUGGGCAAGACCUUUAUUCAUGGUCAUCACUUUAAUGAUCAUGAGCAUUGGCCAUGCUGUGAUAUCUUCUGGACUUCCAGGUUCCCUAUAUGCUGGUUCAGUAUUGGUGGGUAUUUGUUAUGGCUCUCAGUGGUCCCUAAUGCCCACAAUCACUUCUGAGAUAUUUGGUGUUGGAAAUAUGGGUAGCAUAUUCAACACCAUUAGUAUAGCAAGUCCUGUGGGUUCGUAUAUAUUCUCAGUCAGAGUAGUUGGAUAUGUAUAUGACAAAGAAGCAUCCGAAGGAAAUACAUGCAUUGGAACUCAUUGUUUUAUGAUUUCAUUUCUCAUAAUGGCAUCUGCCACUAUUCUGGGUUCUUUGACAGCUUUAGGUCUGUUUUUACGGACCAAAAAUUUCUAUGAUCAGGUUAUAGUCAGAAGAAUUCAAAAUAUUCAGUGA
Molecule: messenger RNA, 1617 nt
Organism: Sphenostylis stenocarpa
Lineage: Eukaryota; Viridiplantae; Streptophyta; Magnoliopsida; Fabales; Fabaceae
Source: the annotation of a GenBank genome assembly